GGAGGAAGAGUCAAAAUAGAGAUUUGAGGGUCUCAAUUUACAAAGUCAGCGAUCCAAACUCCCACAACAGUAGUAAGGUCCUAGACGACAGCAAAGUUACCCGCUAUCCGUUUCUGGCCCUUCAACCAUCGACAGAAUAUGAGAUAUCCUUCGACGUUGUUGGUUCAUCAAGUAACAAGAGAACUACGCUUAAGCAGUGGACACGUCCACUUCCAGUGAACCAAUUUGAAGUUGUCCAGAAGACGACAGAAAGUGUAGAGUGUAAGUGGGUCCGGCCAUCCUGUAGUAUUGAUGGGUACCUCAUAAGCAUUACAGCUGUUGGAGACUCGUCAGAGCCGAAAGAGGUACCCUUGUCAGUUGAUGAUACUACCUACUUGUUUGAGUCCCUUGACCCCGGCCAGCAGCACAUUAUUUUGAUACAGUCUGUACUGAAGGUCGGUGCAGAUAUUAUUCCCAGUAGGCCUACACAGUGGGACGUGACCACGCCGCCCAUGGUCCCAAGAAAUGUGAGAGUUGAAAACGUCAUGGAUGAAAGCGUCUUGGUCAAAUGGGACCAGCCAGUACGUGGAAAGGUAGAUCGUUAUCGUGUCGAUCUUUCAUCCCAGAACCGCACUCUACUGUGCAAAGACACCCACGAGUUAACAUACAAAUUCAACCAGUUACAACCCUUGACAAAAUUCGACAUAACCGUAUAUUCCAUCAGGGGCCAAGAUCUAAGUGAACCCACAGAAUCUGUGUCAUGUAUCACCAAACCCAGCGCGGUAAAAUCUUUACGAGUGGAAGCAGCGUCGUACGACGAACUGACUGUAGUUUGGGACCCAUCGUGCGAUCAGGCAGAGUACCAAGUGAAGAUAGAGCCCGAUGAAGGUAAAAUGACCGAUAGAAACCCCGCUGACCCAUCAGCAUCGUUCUCUGGUCUUACAUCUGGUAAGGCGUACACUGUAACCGUGGUCACAAAAGUCGGCGAGGAUCUGAGUAAACCAGCCAGGAAGUGCUUUUGGACACAGGUAAAACCUGUCGAUAAAAUCUAUAUCAACGAGGACAAUGUAACAACGAGCAGUAUGUACGUAAGCUGGGACAAACCGGAAGGGGUUGUAGAGGACUAUCUUGUUAGCGUUUCCCCAAAACAUUGUCGUGAACACACCGUUAAUAUCAAACCCGAACACGACCUCGGUCACUCGUUUGAAAAGCUGCAAACGGGCGUUCAGUAUAAAAUCACUGUAAAAGCACGCAGUGGUAAUAGUACGAGUGCCCCCAAAGACAAAUUUCAGCAUACAAAGGUGGAGAAGGUAAGAGAAGUGAGAAUAGCAGCAGUUGAUGAGUAUUCAGUGACCAUAUCUUGGGUUUCACCGCAAGGGAAUGUAGACAAUUACUACUUGAAAGCAACUCGUCAAAAUCAGGAUGACACUGAAGGCAUACAAUCUGAGCUGAAAGCAGCAGAAAUCUUCAUGACACCAACAACAAGACAUCCGGAAGAGAAAAAAGUGCCAGGGACAGUUACGAGACACGUGUUUCGCGAACUAUGUCCUGGUGCCAGCUAUACUGUCGCUGUGCAGGCAGAGAGUGGUCCAUUCAAGAGUGCCCCUGUUUGCACUACGGUCAGCACCAAGCCAGCUGCCAUCGGGAAAGUCGAAGUAGCAGGGGUGACCGAGAAUAAUAUCGCAUUGAAAUGGGAUAGAGCUGUGGGAGUAAACGAUAGCUAUGCUAUUGAUGUAAGGAAAGAUGGGCGAUUGGUCACAAAACAAAUAGUUCCAGCAUCAGACAAACUAGAGUACACCAUUGCUUCUUUACAUCCAGGUAGGACAUACGAUAUCGAAAUCAGGACCAUGAACGGGAGAACAGCUGGAAGUAGACCAUUCGAAUUAUCCAAAAGCACAAAACCCUUACCUCCAACUCCAAGUGGUCUUUCUGUUAAAUUUAAUGAACAUGUACAGCGAGGGUGCAUCCUUGUGUCUUGGCCACCCCUUGGUCGUAACUCAGAUGUUGACAAAUAUUGUGUUCAGAUAAGUCCUACAUGGGCCGUUGACACUGCGUCGAAAGAAGUCAGGGCAUCGGACCCAUUGGCAGUUCAGUUCCAGGACCCGAUGCAGGGACCAAAAUACAGUGUAACGGUUUUCUCAGUGAGCGGUGAUCAGCAAAGUGAGCCAGUAACGAAAAAGUACCAGCUGCCUUUGAGCAAGCCUACCAACGUGAAAGCAACGCCAACAGAUACAAGUAUCAAAGUACAAUGGGAUUCGAUUCGGCUUGGUGACAACAGGUACAGUUAUCAUCUUUCCGUUGUGCAAAGACACGAAAGUUCCAGUCAGGUAAAUGUUGCAGAAGAAGGGGAAAGCUCCACAAAAGACGACAAGGCUCAAGGGGAAGCUGACAUACAAACAUCGAACGAAAUCGUAGAUUUAGAUGCCUCGGAAGCCUCAUCUGUCGUUCCCGGACAAUUCGUUACCGUUCCCAACUCACGGAAUCACCGUUUGUCUCACACAUUUCACGGUCUCACUCCUGGAGUAGACUAUGAGGUAAAAGUGAAAAGUUUGUCUCUGAAGGUUCCUCCAGAAGACGCCAGCGAAUCUAAAUCGGCGGCUAUUGGACCCAGUGAGGCGGAAAUCUCGCAUUACGAAAGUCAACCUUGUUGCAAAUUUCUGAGGACAAAGCCUACAGCCCCGGAAGAUAUCGUGAUCAACGAAUGUGACGUCCGUCCAACAAGCAUUCCAAUUAGUUGGCCUGAAGCGAAAGGAAAAGUUGAGAAGUACGACGUGUCCAUCUUUGACGCAAAGACAAAACAAGGUAUCCAAACCAAGUCUGUUGCAAAAUCUGAAGGACAAGCUCUCUCACACACCUUUGAGAAUCUUGUAGCCGGUGGACAAUACAUCGUUGAAGUCAUAAGUGUCAACAAGGGAGAUAAGAGUGACCCUAAGCGAAUGACACAGCAAACCCCACCUCUACCCCCAACUAACCUAAAGGUAGAUUGUGAUAAACGUUAUAAAACCAUCAGAAUAACAUGGAAAGCACCGCAAGGGGAAAGGGAUGUAUACCUUAUCCAAGCAGAACCACACACAGACGAUGACAUGCCCAUCAAAGUUGAAAAGAACAAAACGUCGUGUACAAUACCAAAUGCCGUACCAGGAGAAAAGUACACAAUAGCUGUCUGGACAAGAAGAGGGGACCUUUCCAGUGAAAGGUCGACUGAGCCGUUCCAGGUACCAGUAAGUCAGGCAAAGAACGUUCAAACAAAGGAUGUGGACGACAAGACGAUUAAAGUUACUUGGGAAGAAUCUAAAGGAAAAAAGACUGGUUAUCAUGUUUGCAUUGAUCCUAAAGAUGGAGCAAACAAAGAACAGGAAAAUAAAACUGGAGACCUGACUCAUUGCUUCACAGAACUAGUACCUGGUAGACUGUACACUAUAAGUGUCAUCACACUGUGUGAAGAAGUGGAAAGUGAACCAGUGAAGAUAACACAACGAACCGAAAUCAGUCCGGUCGCUGAAAUCACAACCGACGGUGGGGUCACAGAAACGUCUAUAAAACUAAGGUGGAGUCAACCAGAAGGAGACCAAGAUAAAUACCGCGUUGCCAUUUACAGGAGUUCCGUGGAAGGCCAUCGUGACAAGAUGGUAGGUAAUCCUCACGAAUUCUCAUCAUCAAGCAGUGAUCCGGAAUAUACAUUUCACGGCCUCCGUCCUGGUCGUUUAUAUAUCCUUACAGUUGAAAGUGGAUGUGGGGGUGACUGGAGCAAAGAAAAAGAAGAACCUCAGAGAACAACGGUUACUCCAGUAAGCAAUCUUCAAGUGUCGAACGUCACUUGCGUUUCGUUCAAACUAUCAUGGGUACAUGCAGUGGGAGACAAAGAUGGCUACCACGUACGAGUUACACCAAAGCUACAAGAAGAACAUAAGGAUGCUUGGAAAAUUAUUCCUGUCCAAGAAGACAAAAAUGAGUACGAUCUUGAAGAGCUGACACCUGGGAGAGAAUAUACAGUGGACGUUGUAACAGUCAGCGGGGACCAGGAGAGUGUCCCUGUUUCUCGUACACGACGGACUGUGGUAGCUCCAGUGACUGAACUACGCGCUAGGACCAGUAAGGAAGGCCAGCUUGAGCUCGAAUGGACUGAAGCAGAAGGCGAUAAAGACAAAUACGUCUGCAAAAUUGUCAGUCAUGGCCAAUGCCCAAGUCAAUACCCAAGUCAGUCAAUCACAAAGGACAAGAACGAAUGGGUGCUGACCGGGUUGGUUCCUGGUGAAAUGUAUGAAAUAAGGCUGAUCACACUAAAACCUUGCAAGCAAUAUUCCAUUACCGUCCGCGCAGAAAGCGCUGGCAAGAAGAGUGAUCAUGUGCACAUUUACCAGCACACUCGGCCUCACCGUCCUCGGAAACCCGAAUGUGGAAACGAAGGAAUGAACAAUUUCUCCGUCUUCUGGAGUCCGCCACUAACUGAGGAAGAACGAGGUAGAAUAGUUGGCUACAGGGUGAAAUUCAGAAGAUUAGCUAACAACCUGUCUACCAUUGAGGAAGUUGGUGAAGACGACUGGAAGUGGCUGGAUCCAGGGAACACGACUCAACAAAAGAUUGACGAAACCAACGCAGACAACACUGACUACGAGAUAGGCAUAGUGUCUGUCGCCGAAAUCGAGUCGCAUAAACCCGAAGAUGAAGGAAGAAAAAUCAAGAUUGAGAGUGAGCCGUGCUUACAAUAG
This is a messenger RNA of Branchiostoma floridae (Florida lancelet), 4688 nucleotides long. Its product is annotated as tenascin-N-like. The transcript has 4 exons. Gene Ontology annotation, molecular function: protein binding. Bases 492 to 4688 code for a protein of 1398 amino acids. Lineage: Eukaryota; Metazoa; Chordata; Leptocardii; Amphioxiformes; Branchiostomatidae. The record is from RefSeq and is a predicted model, not a curated record.